GGAACUUCUCACUAGCUCUUACCACCACCAUGCCCGCAGCAACCACAGAACAGCUUGGGACUCUUCAGAACUUGACAGCCGUUGUUCAUCCACUCGUACUUCUCUCUGUCGCGGAUCAUCAUGCUCGCUCCGUCUCCCGUACUUCUACUAAGCGUGUCAUUGGAGCUCUACUGGGUCAGGACAAUGGUAAAACGAUCAACGUGGCCAAUUCGUUUGGCAUACCAUUUGAAGAAGACGACAAGGAUAGCAAAAGCUGGUUCUUGGAUCACAAUUACUUGCAGGAAAUGUAUGAUAUGUUUCGGAAGGUCAACGCUAAGGAACGGCUUAUUGGUUGGUAUCACACGGGGCCCAAACUUCGAGCCUCGGAUCAGGAGAUCAACGACCUUUUCAAACGCUUUGUCGCGCGACCAUUGAUGGUGAUAAUCGACGUCCGUCCUUACACAGUCGGCAUACCUACCGACGCAUACUUUGCCAUAGAUGAGAUCAAAGAGGACGGCACAGAAACCCUCAAGACUUUCGUGCAUGUCCCUUCUGCGAUUGAAGGUGAAGAAGCGGAAGAGAUUGGCGUCGAACAUCUUCUACGGGACAUCAAAGACAGCACGACGACGACGCUUGCUACCCGGGUCGCAGAACAGCUAGCAUCGCUGCGUGGACUGCAAUCCAGAUUAUCUGAUGUUCAGAAAUAUCUCGUUGAUGUCGCUGCCGGCGACAUGCCCGUCAACCACAAGAUCGUGUACCACCUUCAGGACACUUUCAAUCUGCUGCCAGAUCUCAGUGAUCGGAUACUGCAAGAAAGUUUUGCGUCCAGCACGAAUGAUACGCUUCUCGUUGUUUACUUGAGUAGUCUGUUGCGCGCCGUCAUUGCGUUACACGCGCUGGUCGACAACAAAGCCAUUGUCGGUCGAGCAGAGUUGGAGGAGAAUUCUGUCGACGAGAGAGGGAAAGAGGAGAAAGAAAAGGAUCCUGUCAAGAAGAGCGAAAAGGACGCCAAGGAGGAAAAGUCACCAUAACGCGAAACAUGUAUGUACCUACCUACUCACAUAUGAAGGAUUUGCAUAUAAAUACUACAUACUCCGCUCUGGUCCGACACAUCACCUCUUAAUGAUCAGCGUCACGGGGCUGUCACUGUUUUUCCUGAGUGUCUUCCACUUUCCAUGCUCAGGCUACUUGCCCGGUGUAUACGGACCUCUGUGGUCUCUUCAAACAGGCCCCAAAUAUGGCGACAUGCAUCCACGGCCACAGCUUCUAAAUUAUCACUGGAAGAACCCGUCGUUCCCGCGCACAGACUCACGCAGCAGGAUAUGAAGCGUCUCAGCUUCCAGCGCAAUAUUGGAGUCUCUGCACAUAUAGAUUCUGGAAAGACGACCUUGACGGAGCGGAUAUUGUUCUACACCGGUCGUAUACGAGAGAUCCACGAGGUCCGAGGUCGAGAUUCUGUUGGAGCAAAGAUGGACAGCAUGGACUUGGAACGUGAAAAGGGAAUAACUAUUCAGAGUGCGGCUACCUUCUGUGACUGGGAAACAACCAACCAAGACGGCACGAAAUCCAAGUACGCCAUCAACAUCAUUGACACCCCCGGUCAUGUCGACUUUACCAUAGAAGUCGAGCGCGCUCUUCGUGUGUUAGAUGGUGCUGUAUUGGUGCUUUGUGCGGUUGCCGGAGUUCAGAGUCAAACGACAACAGUGGACCGUCAGAUGAGACGAUACGGCGUUCCUCGUAUUUCCUUUGUGAAUAAGAUGGACAGGCGAGUGCAGUGGCUCAUACUCACAUACCUUCUGAUGAUUAUCCCCAGGCCUGGUGCCAACCCGUGGCGCAUUGUGAACCAAAUUCGGACUAAGCUCAGGAUACCCGCUGCUGCUGUUCAAGUUCCCAUUGGCGUCGAGGAUGGCUUCAAGGGUGUCGUGGAUCUGGUGAGUAUGCGGGCUAUAUACAACGAAGGGCCGAAAGGGGUCGAUGUCGUUGUCAGUCAGGAAAUACCUGAAUCCUUGCAAGAACUUGCCAAGGAAAAGCGCACUGAGCUUAUAGAACAGCUUGCUGAGGUUGAUGAAGAAAUCGCAGAGCUUUUUUUGAACGACGAGCUCCCUUCGAAUGAUCUUCUUGCUGCAGCUAUCCGACGGAGCACUAUCGGGCUCAAGUUCUCCCCAGUUUUCUUGGGUUCUGCAAUCAAAAACACCGGCGUGCAGGCCUUGCUCGAUGGCAUUUGUUCUUACCUGCCCAAUCCAUCUGAGUUGGAAGUGCUGGCCCAUGACACCAACUUGCCCGCGGCUUCACCUUCUGUUCCUCUCCAACCGGCGGCGGCUGCACCGAUGGUUGGCCUGGCUUUCAAACUGGAAGAGGGUCGGUUUGGCCAGCUGACAUAUAUCCGGGUGUACCAAGGCACUCUGAAGAGGGCCAAUCUGAUCUACAAUGCUCGCACUGGAAAGAAAGUGAAAGUCCCUCGCCUCGACAUUGAUUCCAUCGGCCCAGGCGAAAUAUGUGCCAUCUUUGGUGUGGAAUGCUCGUCUGGCGACACCUUCACGGAUGGAUCCACCAGCUACUCGAUGACCUCGAUGUUUGUUCCUGCACCUGUUAUAUCCCUUGCUCUGAAGCCUCAAGGAAUCGAAACUCCUAACUUCUCGCGUGCGCUGAACCGGUUCCAAAAGGAGGAUCCGACAUUCCGAGUUCACAUAGAUCAAGAGAGCAAAGAGACCAUCAUUUCGGGAAUGGGAGAAUUGCAUCUGGAAAUCUACGUCGAACGGAUGCGACGAGAGUACAACGUCGAUUGCAUCACCGGCAAACCCCGUGUCGCAUUUCGGGAGACAAUCAUGAAGAAAUCCCCAUUCACUUAUGUGCACAAAAAGCAAACCGGCGGUGCUGGACAAUACGCAAAGGUCGCUGGAUAUAUUGAGCCUAUGGAGAUGGACCCCGAAACUGGUAAGGACGUUGGUUUUGAAAAUGUGAUCAUGGGAGGCACAAUUCCGUCCAACUUUAUUCCGGCCAUUGAGCGGGGUUUCUACGAGGCUCUGGAAAAGGGGACUCUGACAGGAAACCCCAUAACUGGAGUACGCUUUGUUCUGCAAGAUGGAGGCUUCCACGCUGUCGAUUCGUCCGAGCUUGCUUUCCGCAACGCGACAAUUGGCGCUUUCCGCGAAGCCUUCAAAUCUGCUCAGGCCACUCUACUGGAACCCAUCAUGAAAGUAGAGGUUGUGGCGCCCGGAGAGUUCCAAAGCAAUGUCAUUGGGGGUCUAAACACAAGGAGAGGGACCAUCAUCGACAGUGAAGUCCGCGACGACGAGUUCACGGCCGUUGCCGAUGUUGCUCUGAACGACAUGUUUGGAUACUCCAAUCAAUUGCGAGGAUCCACCCAAGGCAAAGGUGAAUUCAGUAUGGAAUACAAGACACACAUGCCAGCAUUACCCAACGUCCAAGCCGAACUCGAGGAGGCCUACAGAAAGACGUUGAUGGCUAAAAAGUAG
Mycena citricolor is the source of this 3455-nucleotide messenger RNA. NCBI's taxonomy places the organism in Eukaryota, Fungi, Basidiomycota, Agaricomycetes, Agaricales, Mycenaceae. The record is from the annotation of a GenBank genome assembly.